Messenger RNA from Penicillium atrosanguineum, 4875 nucleotides. Its product is annotated as WD40 repeat domain-containing protein. The transcript is spliced from 5 exons. The record is from RefSeq and is a predicted model, not a curated record. NCBI's taxonomy places the organism in Eukaryota, Fungi, Ascomycota, Eurotiomycetes, Eurotiales, Aspergillaceae. Bases 1 to 4875 code for a protein of 1624 amino acids. Gene Ontology annotation, biological process: positive regulation of transcription by RNA polymerase II. Gene Ontology annotation, cellular component: nucleus. Gene Ontology annotation, molecular function: transcription factor binding.
AUGUACAAAAUGGCCGAGUUGACAUGGAAUAGAAGCUUGGUACUAGAAUCGCGACCCUUGAAGACCGUUAGAGCUAUGGCGCCCCCGCCUCCGGAGUCUCGCUUCGAGCCUUGUGCCUCCACGGCCUCGCUGUUUCUAUAUGCGCAGAGCUCGACUAUCCUGUGCCUUCACCAUGAUACGCUAGCUGUGGAACGUCGUUUCGAUAGCCACCAGGAAGAUGUCGAAUUUAUAUCGGUAGACAAUGUGAGCGAGCGUGGUGCAGGCCGAUUGGUCGUCAGUUACGAUGUGGGACAAACGGCUAUCGUGUGGGAUAUUUUCACCGGUACAGAGAUUGCAAGAUUUGCCUCAUUCGAGCAUUUGCGAGUUGCAUCGUGGAUGCGAAAUGGCAGUGUUGCAUUUGGAAAUGGAAAAGGCGAAGUGAUUCUAUUCGAGCCUCCUACUUCUGAGCACAUCUCUGCGCGCACGAUAUUCGAUCCAAUCACAGCACUUGCACCAGCUACAGAUUGUCGGACUUAUGCGAUUGGGUACCAAAAUGGGUCUAUCUUGAUUGCGAAUCUCCUUCCCCAAUUUACAAUUCUCCACACACUGACAACCUCUCGCGGACCUUCGCCGAUUCUCUCGCUUGCCUGGCAUGCGUCUUCAUCGAAACAGAAAUCGGACAUGCUGGCAACACAAUCUUCGAAUGGUGAUUUAAGGGUCUGGAGUGUGGCGAAACCACCUGUCAAAGAAUCACCGCGGGUCAUUCGGGUGCUGAAAAGAUCAGACUCGAAUUCCGCGGAUCCCAAGUGGAUGUGUUGGUCAAAAAAUGGAAGGAUCAUUCAAUAUCUGGAAGGUGAAACUUGGUCCUGGGAUGUUCGAACAAAGCAUGUAACCUACGAGCCGAUUCCCACGAUUGAUGGGGUCCGAGGCAUGGCCAAUUAUGGCCCUACGGCAACACUCUUCACCAUUGGCCCCCAGAAUACAGUACAACAGUAUGAUCUCGAUAACCCGGCAAUGGUCGCCAACGUGCAACACGUCCCAAUCCCUUCCCGACCUGUAGCAUCCGAGAAUGGUCGAUCACGUACAAUGUCCCCACGUCGCCUUCAAGACCCUCCAAACAUCAGAGAAAAAGGACACGGAAGACGAACACCAUUCGAUGCAAAUGGCAUGGACAGCGUGAGCCAACAACGAGCAGACCUCAUCAGCCCAGCUUCUUCAAGGAGUCGAACUGAAUCUGUUAGCUCGAAAGCUUCCUCUGGGAGAUACAAGCUUGACCGACCAUUCUCACCACCUAGUCGAUCUGGCCAGAGUGCCACUACCUUCUCGUUAACUUCGGCUGGUCGAGAUACUCCGCAACCCUCGGCAUCUUUCCAGUACGCAUCUUCGGUGUCGAUGUCCUCGGUGAAAAGCUCCCGUGCUGCAUCUCGAUUGCGCAAUGAAGUCCACAUGAGUCCUGCCGAGAAGAAUAUUGUUGAUCUUUUCCCUUUUACUCGCGCACGCUUGAACGAUGUGCCUUACAAGCAGGCUCCGCCUCUUGAUGAGACUCAUUUGACACCUGAAGAUCUGCGGCAGCAAAUGUUGAGUGUGGUUUUCGGAUGGGAAGGAGAUAUUCAAGAUUUGAUCAGGGAUGAGUUGAGCCGACAUGCAGUUGGAAGCCAAAGUGCCAUUCUUCUAACCCAAUGGCUUGGCGAGACAGACUCAGACCAGAUGGCUGCCAUGAUAAGCUCCGGGCAAGUGACGACCGUGGACUGGAUGUUAUUAGCAUUGAGUCAAAUGAGCGGCCACGCUCAAGCGAACAAGGUUGGCCAAGCCUUUGUACAAAAGUUGCUGGAGAUGGGGGAUGUUCACACAUCGGCGUCGAUCCUUCUCGGCCUUGGAGACAGCAACGAUGCAAUUGAGGUCUACGUGUCUCGUAACCACUUCAUGGAGGCCAUUUUGAUGACAUGUCUUCUGAUGCCAUCGGACUGGCAGCGUCAAUCAUAUCUUGUCCGCCGAUGGGGAGAGUAUGUGGUAUCUCAUUCUCAGCAGCAACUUGCCAUUCGCUGUUUCAUGUGCACUGGUGCUGAGCCUACCGAGCCAUGGACUUCACCAGCUGCUCAGCAAGCUGCUUCCUUUGCAGAAAUCAUCCGAGGAAAGUCACCACUUGCGUCUCCCGAUCCAAUGCAAUCCAGCUCAAAUCUCAUGUUGCCUCCAAAUCGACCCAAGUCAGCAUCGAAUCAACGGCCGGCUGGGAAAACUCCUGCACUGAAGCUUAUCACAUCGUUUGAUCCGCAACCAAACCAGCGUUUCCGAUUCCCGGGCCUCAAAUCAGAUGACCGAACACCAACGAAUGCACCGGGUGUUACCCCCAUUGCAGAAUCUGCUGUUGCUGACUCUGCUUUGUCUCCCGGCGGCUUGGGAUCCUGGAAAUUGAAUAAUAUCCAGAGCCUCAGCCAAGCUAUGACUUCCAGAUCCGGUACUCCGGCCUGGAACCGCCGUCGUCUUCCCUCGAUAGGAGAGACCCCAGUAGAUGUACACCCGCCCUCGUUCUCACGUUCCGGAUCCUACCAAAAAUCUGGUUAUGGAUCAACUUCUGAAAAUGAUGAGACAAGUGGCCAAGAACCAAGUCAAGAUGAGCAAGGUGGUGACGGUGGUCUUUUACUGUCUGCUACAAGAUACGCUCCAGAGGGAGAGUCUCUCAAGCCAAGUCCCCAGACUGCUGUUCAGGCUGCCGAGAAAUUUGCAUCUAUUAAAGGUCUUCCGUCUCCAGGGCCCGGGCUGAUUGAAGCACUCAGAGAGUAUUCCGAUAUCAGAAAUGGCUCGCGCGAUCGCAAACCAGACGGACUUCAGAUUGAGCUCGUGCACGCGGAAGAAUUGCUUGCAGACGGCCACGAUCAAUCAGACUUGCUUCCGGUUCCUAGUGCAAAGAGUACUACUUCGACUUUGAACAGCUACAGCUCGGCAAAAAGUCCCAGUGUCAGUGGACGCAGUAUCGAUCAGUACAUUAGCAGUCUGGAAGAGGCAAACUACCAUUCAAAAAAGCAUCGAGGUCAUCGCAGCCAUGGCCGUGAGAGGGGAAAUACAGAUGAAACAGCUAGCCAAAGCUCACGCACUCACCACCCUCGUGAUCCAUCACAAGAAAGCCGUGGUCGCAACGAGCGACGAUACAUCCAACCUGCGAAACGAUCACCUUCAUCUCCCAUACCCAUGUCUCCUGAAGAGCUGGCUCGAUACCAUGUCGGAGAACCAGGCAAGACAGAAGAGCCUAGAAAGACACAGUCGCGCGCUAGAAGCAGCAGCAAAAUGAGGAAGGGAGGAUCACGCAGUCGCCAGCGUUCUUCCAGUCGAAACAAAACAGCCCAAUUUGGUGGAGACAAGAAUGAUCCUUCUUCGCGUGGCCGCAGUGUCGACCGACAGAGCUCUACUGUCCGAUCCCCAUCGUCGCCGCUGCCAAUGUCUCUUCCAACCCAGGAUUCAUCCCCGCAAGAGAAUGCGGACGACCCAUUGAGAAUUGUGACUGGAAAUCAGAAACGUCUACGCUCACGUCACAGAAGCGCUAGUCGUCGUCGAGGAGCAAGCUCGAAACGAGACCCAUCAACAGAGUCCAAGUCCGGACAUAAGGUUUCGUAUAGUCAACCUGAGAUCCGUCAGGUACCUAAACCGCAGAUUCCUGCUGAUUCGCAAGGCCUGGAGCUUUUGAGUGCCAAAACAUUUGGCCAAGUUGAUGUUUUCGCCGAUGCGAUGAACCAACACAAGUCUGAUUCCAACGAUGAGGCUCAGGAUCUGGUAUCUCCAACGACGCCUUUUGUCAGCCUGGCAGAGAGGAAGAGACGAGAACUGGCAGCUGCUGAGCUCGAGGCCCGUCGACUGUCUCUUGCUCGCCAUCCCUCCGCGCCUAAUAUUCCAUUCCCCGGGGAGUUGCAGUCCGCUCGAACACCAGUGGAAAGCCCACCUCCAUUCCAUGGCAAUUCAUACUUCCCUCGAGUCCCAUCUCGAAACAAGAUUCCUCCAAGCAAGAACUCGCCAGAGUAUCAAAGCAGUUCGGAUUCCAGCUCGUCUCGCUCAGGCAUGCCAGUCGGACUUCCUGCAACUCCUCGAGCAAUGCGUCAUCCCAAGUACGGCGGCGGAUACGAAGAAGCUCGCCCUCCAUCCGUUCCAGCUCUCCCAACAGACAACUUCGGAAGUCUCCUCUUAACAGACGCGAGGUACCAAGGCGAAGCCGAACGAAUCGGCCGCUCAAUGUCCGUCCCAGUACCUCAAGAUCAACACCACCGAGGCGGCACCAUACCCUCCGACGUCCCAAUGCACCCACGCUUCAACCCUAAUCUCCCUCGAAGCCGCUCAAACAGUCGCAGCCGCAUGGGUCACAGACGCACAUCCUCAGGCACAUCACCCCAUGUUACCGUGAGCAUCGAAGAAACAAUCGAAAACGCAAUGCAGUAUAGACCCUCCGCGCCACAAAUUGACCUAAUCCCACCGCCUCCUCCUCCACCCCCAAUCCUCCCCGAACUCCAACACCUGAAGAACACGCCCCCACCACCACCCCCAGCACCCUUCCACGAAGCAGUCUCACCUCGCGAGUCUUCGGCUACAAUCGAUAUCGCCAUCGAUAAUCACGAAAUGGGACAUCUCCUGCCCCGCGCAAUGACAGCCGCUCCAGCUCUGACCAGCACUGAGACUCGUCAAGCUGUUGGACGACGGAUGUCUUUCGACCAUCGGCGGAAUCGAAGCUCGAACGAGAGCUUCACAAAUAAAUUGCGCAGCUUGACUCGUAUGCGAAGUAAUAGCCGCAGCGUGGAGCCUUGGACGAGUCAUCACGAUACCGAGAUGCCGUAUGAGAGUGUUCAUUCGCAUGGGCAUUUUUCGUCGAGUCAAGGCCCUGCUUAUGUGAAGGGUGAUUUGACGAGUUUCCUUUGA